UAACAAUUUGAAAUAUAAGAACCGGCUAUGAAUACCGGCCAUAACUCAUUCAAUCAUUGUCAGUACUCAAUUACUCGCGAGAGGGUCGGCUAAUGCUCACGCUAGUCGUGGUCACUUCAUCGUGCUAGCAAGAUACCAAGUUGUAUCUCUAAGUGCAACUUCGAUUUUAUUAAGUAGUCCAGUGUAGCAUAAUUUUACAGUGUUAGCUGUUCGUUUGUCUGUCCCUAUUCUUUUCUUAUUUUGACUCUCACUUUCAAACCAUGCUGUGAAAAAAAUAUAUAAAGCUAUCCAUAGAUAAAUCUAGAAAAAUAAGAGUAAAUGUUUUUUUUUCUUUGCUUAAAUGACCUUAAUUGUUCGGAAAAGUUGAUUAAAAAUGUCACUUUUAUCUUGAUGCCUGAGAGAUUACCUUUUUUUUUUUUUUAUUAAAAAGUAGUCACUAUUUCACUUUUUUAGUUUUAGGUGACUGGAUGGUAGCGCUGUAACUUAUUACAAAAACUGUAGCUCGGAAAAACGCUCUUGAAUAUCCAUAAUCCAGUUUGAUCCAGUUACUCUGAUCGGGAUAUUACAAAGGUCGAGAGAUUCGCACACUGGCACUUUUUAAUCUAUUUCUAUUAAGCAAAAAUUCCGAAAAGCGCGACGCGAACGCGAGAUCAGUGCGAAGCGGAGCGCCAAUUUUACAGAAGCACAUCGCUUCCGUUCGGAUUUCAAUUUCACUCGUGCCCCCGUUCAUCUCCGUGAUUAUCUUGAUUUCGAAAUCUUUUUGUCGUUUCGAUCAAGCCAGAUAAGCGGGAGAUUAGUGAUAAUGGUGACCAGAUAGUGACAGUGGUGAUAUACGAUGGCUCCGAUGUCGCAUACGUCCAUUCUGUUCUGUACGCCUCGCAUUGUGCCGAAUCAGUUCAGUUUGCAUCUCCGGUUCGCGUUAUUUUUGCGGUGAAAAAUCGAAGGAUAUAGGGUAGCGUGAAACGCGUUAAUUUAAAGACAUCACGGAGGAGACCGAGUACAAAGUCGUUCUUCUUCGAUACCUCUUUAAGAAGCAGCGUCGCUGAAGAAAAUGGAGGAGAACGGAGAGAUAGAGAGGAGAAUGGAGAGCACAGGGAUGAUUGACGGAGUUCCUGUACGCCAGCAAGGCAGGAAGCUGUGGCAGUAUCUCGCAUCCAUUUCCGCCUGCUUGAUGGCGGUCGGGGUCGGCACCGCCCUGGCUUGGACGUCUCCCGUUCUACCCCAGUUGUACGAAAAGACCUCUUGGCUGGUUAUCACCAAGGAACAGGGAUCCUGGAUCAGCUCGUUGUUGGCUCUGGGCGCGAUAGUGGGUGCCGUCCCGUCCGGACCGAUGUCCGACAAACUCGGUCGGAAGAAACGCUUCUUCUGCUAACCGUCGCUUCUUCUGCUAACCGUCCCGUUUGUCUUAUCCUGGGCGAUCAUCAUCUUCACCUCCAAACUGUGGCUGAUCUACGUGGCCAGGUUCAUAGUCGGCGUCGCCGUGGGAGCGGCCUGCGUCGUUGUGCCGACUUACAUUACCGAAAUUGCGGAGACUUCGAUUCGGGGCACCCUCGGCGCUAUGUUUCAGCUAUUCCUCACGGUUGGGAUCUUGCUGGCCUUCAUAUUCGGAUCGGUGACGAAUUACACGGCGUUCGCUAUAAUUUGCUGCCUCAUAAACGUUGGCUUUCUGGCUAGUUUCAUAUGGAUGCCGGAAUCGCCUAUUUGGCUGGUGAAUCAAGGACGGAAACCGGAAGCCACGGUAGCGAUGACAGUCCUCCGAGGAGAUUCUUACGAUCCGUCCGAGGAACUCGCGAUGGCGCAGCAAGAAGCCGAGCAGGCAGCAUUGAGGAAAUCGACCAUAUUCGAUCUCAUACGUAAUCCAGCAGCCAGAAAAGCUUUGUUGGCUUCGUUGGGCAGCAUGCUCUUUCAGCAAUUGUCCGGCAUAAAUGCGGUGAUCUUCUAUACUGUCACCAUUUUUCAGGCAUCCGGAAGCUCGAUGCCGGCGGAUGUCGCCUCUAUAAUUGUGGCUAUCGUUCAGACGAUUAUGACGGGUGUAGCAGCUUUGAUCGUGGAUCGCGCCGGCAGGAAGCCGUUGCUAAUAUUUUCUUCGAGCGUCAUGUUAGUCAGUCUUGUGGCCCUCGGUGCUUAUUUCAAUAUUAAGGAGAGCGAAAGUGACGUCAGCAAUCUCGGCUGGCUGCCGCUCACAUCACUGACAUUAUUCAUGAUCUCCUUUUCCGUCGGCAUGGGUCCGAUACCAUGGAUGUUGAUGGCUGAACUGUUCCCCGCGGAGACCAAAGCGGUCGCUUCUGGUAUGGCCGUGAUGCUGAACUGGAUCCUGGUGUUCUUGGUGACGAAGACCUUCCCGGCAAUGAACGAUGGUUUGGGCGCGGACGUUACUUUUUGGAUCUUCGCCACGAUCAUGGCAGUCGGCACUGCAUUUACGUAUUUUCUCGUUCCGGAAACCAAGGGAAAAACCUCCCAAGAGAUUCAGGAGGAGUUGCAGGGCAACGUUCGAUCGAACAGAACAAACGCCUAAAUUAUAUUUACAAAUUGACGAGACUGCUGUUUCAAUAACGAUAUUUAACAAAAUAUAGAAUCAAAUUUAUUGUCGAGCUAAGCUCCGAGAGGACUUUGAUACUACGAAGUACGAGGAAGCAUACGGACAAUAAUAAAAAAACUUUUUUAACAACGAUGCAUCAAGAAAUAAGCUACUGCAAAAGUUACUGAGAAGAAAGUUAAAUCUCAUAAAUGAUUUAUCGUUUUUCUUUCUAUCAUCCAUAAAUUACGUUUCAACAUAUUGUUAUCAUUCCCCUAAAUUUAUAAUACAUAAUUUUUAUUCACACUCUGGUUCAUGCGGACAAAAUGUAUAAAAUUUUUAUUAAUUAUGCAUAUUUGUUAAAUAUGCAUUAUUUAAACAUGUACAUUAUUAUGUGAAAAAAUGAUAUUUUAUGAAAUUAUUUUUCAAUUACAUUUGUAAUUAAGUAUUUAAAAAUAAGUAUUUCAUAUUCUUAGAUAUUAUUGCAUUUCUUUAUAGACAUCAUUCUAUUGGAAUUUCAUUUUGUAAUUAAUACUAAAUAUACGUGAUAGUCGUCUCUGUCAUAUUUUAGUUAAACGCGUGAAAGCAUAUAUGCAAUUAUUUAAAUGAAUUUUUUGUAUUAUCUAGAAAUAAUAUUAUUUACGACAAUAAUUGAUAAGUAUGUAUUAAAUAAAUUUUUAAUUUAUUAUUCCAUAAAUA
This is a messenger RNA of Solenopsis invicta (red fire ant), 3214 nucleotides long. RefSeq names its product facilitated trehalose transporter Tret1. Gene Ontology annotation, biological process: transmembrane transport; carbohydrate transport. The record is from RefSeq and is a predicted model, not a curated record. Lineage: Eukaryota; Metazoa; Arthropoda; Insecta; Hymenoptera; Formicidae. Gene Ontology annotation, cellular component: membrane. Gene Ontology annotation, molecular function: sugar transmembrane transporter activity.